Morus notabilis is the source of this 1863-nucleotide messenger RNA. RefSeq names its product ent-kaurenoic acid oxidase 2. The record is from RefSeq and is a predicted model, not a curated record. Gene Ontology annotation, molecular function: iron ion binding; ent-kaurenoic acid monooxygenase activity; heme binding. The coding region runs from base 232 to 1710 and encodes 492 amino acids. Lineage: Eukaryota; Viridiplantae; Streptophyta; Magnoliopsida; Rosales; Moraceae. Gene Ontology annotation, biological process: multicellular organism development; brassinosteroid homeostasis; brassinosteroid biosynthetic process. Gene Ontology annotation, cellular component: endoplasmic reticulum. The transcript has 8 exons.
CAUCUCUUUCUCUCUGACGAGUGUUACUCUAGUCACCUUUGGUGAAUAGUGGCAAGUAAUAUUUAUUCUUUUCAAGUCUAGCCAAAGAUGCUUAGGAUUCGAGACAACAUGGCCAGGAUGAUAAAAGAGGAUCGGACCUGCAAACCUGGUAAGCAAGUACUUGUUCACUCCCACCAUUGAUUGGAUUUUGAGCUUCUUGUUUAAAGCUGUAAAAGGCAACAGAACAUAAAAAUGGAGUUGGAGUUUGGAGUUUGGUUCUUCCCUACAUUUUUAGGUGGGCUUGUUGCUGUGUGUUUGAUAUUAAAGAGAGCUAAUGAGUGGUAUCAUGUAAGCAUGCUGGGCCGGAAGCAGUACUAUUCUCUGCCUCCCGGUGACAUGGGUUGGCCCCUAAUCGGGAAUAUGUUGUCUUUCCUCAUUACUUUCAAAUUUGGUUACCCUGACUCUUUCAUUUCCAACUUUGUCACCAGAUUUGGCAGGACAGGGAUAUACAAGGCCUAUUUGUUUGGGAGCCCAACCAUCAUUGUCACAGCACCUGAAACAUGCAGACCUGCCUUGAUGGAUGAUACACAGUUUAAGCCAGGCUGGCCUAAGUCAACUUUUGAAUUGAUGGGGAGGAAAUCCUUCUUAGGCCUUUCUGCAGAAGAACACAAGCGUCUCCGCCGCCUCACAGCAGCUCCGAUCAGCGGCAAGAAGGCGCUGUCUACUUACCACGAAUUCAUGAAAGAUGUUAUAGUAAGUUCCUUGGAUGAGUUGGCAGAGGCAGAGAGACCAGUUGAGUUCUUUACUGAGGUAAGGAAGAUCACCUUUAAAAUAAUUGUACACAUUUUUUUGGGCGGUGAGAGUGGUCCAAUUAUUGAUUCAAUGAAGGAAGAGUAUACUAAACUCAAUUGUGGUCUAAGAGCCAUGGCCAUCAAUCUUCCCGGAUUUGCUUAUCAUAAGGCACUUAAGGCUCGAAAAAAAUUGGUCAAGAUUCUUCAAGAUGUUAUAGACAGGAGAAGGGUGAAGAAGGAGAAAAUUCUGUUACAAGAAAAGAAAGAUAUGAUGGAUUUGCUUUUGGAUGUUGAGGACGAUGAUGGUCGAAAGUUGGACGAUGAGGAGAUCGCAGAUGUAAUCCUCAUGUACUUAAAUGCUGGCCAUGAAUCUACAGCUCAUGCUACUUUGUGGGCAAUCCUCUUCUUAUAUGAACAUCCAGAAUAUCUACAGAAAGCCAAGGCGGAGCAAGAGGAAAUUCUGCGAAGAAGAUCUCCGACGGAGGAAGGAUUGAGCUUUAAAGAAAUUAAACAAAUGGAAUAUCUUUCGAAGGUAAUUGACGAAACACUAAGGGUUGUUAAUGUCUCAUUGUUCACUUGUAGAGAGGCAAAAACUGAUGUUAACAUCUGUGGCUACACAAUACCAGAAGGAUGGAAAGUGUUGAUCUGGUUUAGAGGGGUUCAUUUAGACUCAGAGCAUUAUCAGAAUCCAAAAGAGUUUAAUCCUUCAAGAUGGAAUGAAAUUAAGCCCAGGAAAGGUGCUUUCAUUCCCUUUGGAGCAGGAAGUAGGCUGUGUCCUGGAAGUGAUUUGACAAAGCUUGAGCUCUCAACUUUUCUUCAUUAUUUUCUCCUUUAUUAUGAGCUUGAACGACUUAAUCCUGGAUGUGCUGUGGGAUACCUACCCCAUACCAGACCCAAAGACAACUGCCUUGCAAAAGUCAAGAAGUCACUAUCCGCCUGAAUGUUUAUGUAGUUUUUUUUUUUAUUUUUUUAUUUAUCGAUAGUCUUUCGUCGAUGUUUUGCUUAAUAAAGCCACUAAACAGAUACAUACUAGAAGUGCAAAAUAGCCAAAUGGAAAAAGAAAAUAUAAAAAAAAAAAAAAUUCUGGAUUGAG